UGACUCCCAGUUUAGAAACAAGAAUAAGAAGAUUACUUUCCCCUAUCUGAAUUCAGCAGCUGAAAUGAAGAGCACUAAUCUGAUGCUUUUGAAUUAUGGUGCUGGAGGAGACUCUUGAGAGUCCCAUGGACUGCAAGAAGAUCAAACCUAUCCAUUCUGAAGGAAAUCAGUCCUGAGUGCUCACUGGAAGGACAGAUCCUGAAGCUGAGGCUCCAAUACUUUGGCCACCUCAUGAGAAGAGAAGACUCCCUGGAAAAGACCCUGAUGUUGGGAAAGAUGGAGGACACAAGGAGAAGGGGACGACAGAGGACGAGAUGGUUGGACAGUGUUCUCGAAGCCACCAACAUGAGUCUGACCAAACUGCGGGAGGCAGUGGAAGACAGGAGUGCCUGGCGUGCUAUGGUCCAUGGGGUCACGAAGAGUCAGACACGACUUUUUUUUGAAAUUAAAAUAAUCUUUAUUGAAUUAUUUUUUUAAAAAACAUAUACAGAAAUAAUACGGAAAAAGAAAAAGGAAACAAACAAGGAUACCAACAGAAAAGAAAUCAAAUCUUGAAAUUAAGUUAAAAUUAAACCCAAAUCAUAACAUAACAUAACAUAACAUAACAUAACAACACAACAACAACUAAAUUUGAAACCAUAUUAACAGACUAAUGGUAAAGAAGAAACAAACAAUAUUAAAAAAAAUAUUUCAUAUUGCAUAACACUAAAAUCUUUUAUCCCAUCCACCCCUCACCUCCCUCCACCUUUUCGUGACUUCCAACCUCUCCUCUAUCCUGAUUUAAGUUUCUCUGAUGUUCUGCAUACAUUAAUCUGAUAUAACUCUCUCUUUAAUUUUCUUCAGACACGACUAAAUGACUAAACAACAACAACAAUCUGGAGUCAGCCUAUAAACUACUAAGCUAUCAAUCCAUGAGCUUCCCCCAAAAGAAUGUAUCGGUAGUUUUGCAUCCCACACUUCUUGUCAGUAACACUUAAGUUGCAUGUCGUUCUGCUGCACAGAGUGUGUUUCAGAGGUUAAGACGCAUAUGCAUAUACCGUUUUGUUUUGUACAAAAAAACCAAAAACAAAAUCUGCCUGCCGAGUCAUAUGCACCAGCUUUUUCCCGGCAUGAAACGGGGUUGCGAAACGUCUCCAGUUCUGGGUUUGAGAGAAGCACCCGGUCCCCGCCCCCGCUGCCCCUGAAUGGCUGAGCGCGAUCGCCUCGCCUAAAAGCGAAACCUCUCUCACUUUUCUGUUUUCUCUGUGCCUGACGGCGGGCGGUAACCGGCGCGCUUCUGCAGGCUGGGCUCGGGGGACUCGGCUUAACCUAGCCUAACUCUGGCUAAGGACGAGCUCGGCUCGGAGGAGGAAGACGAGGGAUCUCAGAGCAAAGAUCCCGCUUGCAGAAAGAACUGACCCGCUUCAGUUGCGCAGAGCGAGCGAAAGUUCAGUUAACAAGAUGAGCUGUUCAUCAGAUAAGAAAAAAGCAUUCAUUGUUUCUGUCAUUGCUGCCCUUGGAAUCGGAAUUGGAAUUGGUGUUGGAAUUGAGAGGUCCAACAAGAGAAAACACGAGGAGAAAGGCUGUGACUUAAAAUCUGUUCUGCCUGCGAACAGCAGUCUACCAUGUCCACAUCUGUGGAUUUGGUAUGAGGGAAUAUGCUAUUUCUUCUCCAAUGAAGAAAAGAGCUGGAUGUCCAGCCAGAAAUUCUGCUCGUCAUUUAAUGCUUCCUUGGCUGUUAUUCCAAACAACGAAAAGGACAUCAUGAACCGUUUGAAAGGCAAAAAUUCCUACUGGAUUGGCCUGAGAAGAGACCCGGAUCAGUCCUGGAAAUGGACAAAUGGAGAAAAUUCCACGUUAGAGGUACGUGGCGUUGGAGGCGACUGUGCAUAUCUGGAUCAGGAGGGCAAAGCAAUUGUUUCAAGGUGCAACAUAGAACAUCACUGGGUGUGCCGCACUGCAAGUGCGGACAUUGUGGGGAAGGGGGUAUAACCCCUGCACAACUGAAAAUGAAAUGUGAAACAUUUCUCUGUACUUUAUGUACUCAAUGUUUCCCUUUUUGUAAGCACCUUACCUUUAUAAGCUAUUAAAAUGCAUUGAACCAAAAACAUCUGCUUAGGGGUUUUUUUGGGUCACAAAUAGGCAAUCAAUUGAAACAAAGUUCUCUCUUUCUUUGAAAUACAUUGUGUUGCAUCCUUCAGUGCAACAGUUCGAUGGACGGUGUUAACAGGAACGAAGUGUCCGUUAUCUGCUAGGAAAUUUUGUGGCAAAUAUUCCCAUUUUGGGUGAUUCUGGAGAUGCUGGAACAGGCCCUACAGUUGAUUUUCGUUACCCCAAUGCAGCACAACUAAACUUACUGAAAAGGGGAUUUGGUUGUAUUAAGCCAGUAUAUACUGUAGAUUUAAGAAACUCCUUGUUGGAGUAAAUAAGCUUAUGAAUCUACAGUUCUAUGAUUCCAACUGCCCCAUUUUUUGUUCAGUGUUAAGCCAAAUAUGAGAAACAGUCAUUAACUGAACCAUCUUUAUAUGUUAACUCACUUUAUUCUAAAGCCAGAGUUGACACACAGUUCAGGGCAAACUGUUUUUAGAUGGCUAGCAUAUUGUUACAUGUGUCCGACUUCUAGUAGUGAGACUUCCAGGGGCACAGCAUGUACUCAAGUACAGUUUCCAUGGAAUUUUGAGUGCUGGAGUAGUUUGAAAACCUGGGUGAAAUUGCGAAGUGCUUGAUCCCUGUCUU
Molecule: messenger RNA, 2715 nt
Organism: Zootoca vivipara (common lizard)
Lineage: Eukaryota; Metazoa; Chordata; Lepidosauria; Squamata; Lacertidae
Source: RefSeq, a predicted model, not a curated record